CGUAGAGCUGAUAAAGUGGCAGAAGUGGCCAAAGAGUGUUUGAAAGUAUCGCCGAAAGGGAUUAAAGCACUGGAAGUGACGGCAGAUGUGACCAAACGUGUAAAUCUGCAACGACUCGUAUACGAGACUAUUAAUCAUUUCGGUAAACUUGAUAUUCUGGUCAAUAACGCCGGCGCCGGGAUUUUAGCCUCAUUUCAGGACAAAGACUAUUACGACAACUUUGAGAAAGUGAUGGCAAUUAAUCUCAAUUCUGUCGUAUAUUUAACGCAUAUAUGUGUCGAGCAUUUGGAGAAAACGAAAGGAAAUAUUAUUAAUAUCUCAAGUGUCGCCGGAUUGCGAACAUGUGCUCUGGAUAUGUUUACCCAAUGUAUGGCAGCCGAGUUGGGACCUAAACGCAUACGGGUUAACGUUAUUAAUCCCGGACCCGUUCGCACCGGCUUUUCAACCGCUAUGGGAACCCCACAAGAAGUGUCAGAUAAACAUAUGGCCGCUUACAGUGAUUUCGUACCCAUUGGUCGUGUUGGCGAACCGGACGAUCUAGCUCAUUCAAUUUUGUACUUGGCCAGUGAUCAUGCUGCGUUUGUUACCGGAUCUAUGUUGAUUACGGGCUCGAGUUCGGGCAUCGGUGCGGCCACUGCUGUCCAGUUCAGUAAAGCCGGCGCCCAAGUG
Medioppia subpectinata is the source of this 669-nucleotide messenger RNA. The record is from the annotation of a GenBank genome assembly. Lineage: Eukaryota; Metazoa; Arthropoda; Arachnida; Sarcoptiformes; Oppiidae.